AUGAAUGAUGCUGAUCAGAACAAAGGUAAUCAACAACCUUUGAUGUUUCUGUCAAGUGGUAAGGUUGAGGGUAAUAUAGAUGGUAAUUCAAAGGAGCAGUGGCAAGAAGUUAAAGACAAUCGAGUUAAGGCUAUUAUUAAUCAGACUGAAGCUCAAGGAAAUACUGGAAAAAAAAAUAGUUCUACAGCUCCAGUUUUUAAUCCUAGCCCAGCUAGGAUUGUCUCUACGAAUGGGUGUGUGGAUACGAGUCCUAAUGGGAAAAGGAAUGAUGAAUCUAGAAAUAAGGAAUCCACAGCUCAAUGGGUACAAAGAACUUUUAAUGCUAAUACAGUUGCUACUAAUACCUCAUGUCAAGAUACACCAUCACAAGAUUCUCGUGUGGAAGGAGAGUUGGCCAAAAAGUUAGAAAAAAUACAAGCUGUUGGUGCUAAGAUAAGGAGUGAAUCGGACAAUGAAGAAGAUGAAGUUCCUGAUGGAGUACAAGAUAGUGAAGAAUCAACUGAUGAUGAACAAGAGGAAGAGGAACAAAGUGUAAAUGGAGAUGCCAUUCUUACUGCUAAGAUCACUAAUGAAGAGAAUCUAAACAAUGUCUAUAUUGAUCCCAAAGACCAGAAUAUUUCUAAGGAGGGACAGGUGAAUACAGGAAGAGAUGGGGUAGGUACAGAGGACCCUGAACAGAUUGGAGUGGAUGUUGUUGAUCCAGGAGGAACUGGAGAUAUUGCUGCACAUAAUGUGAAUGCUAACAUGAAUAAAAAGGAGAUUGUAAAGGCUGGGAAUGAGCAGGUGUCCAGUAGUCAACCACCUGUGGAAACUGGAAGUACUAUUCCAUUGGAAAUUGUACAGUUGAAGCUGCAGAAGAAAAUAGAGGAACAUGCCAUGGUUCCUAAUCCUCGUAAAUCCAACAUAAUGGCUGCAUUAGGUGACAAUGAUGUAGAUGAUCAAGUUGAAAGACCGUGCAAUGAUUUAGAUGAAGAAUCAACUACUCAAAAUUUCCUUAAUGUAGCUAAAUAA
This is a messenger RNA of Nicotiana tabacum (common tobacco), 1011 nucleotides long. Lineage: Eukaryota; Viridiplantae; Streptophyta; Magnoliopsida; Solanales; Solanaceae. The record is from RefSeq and is a predicted model, not a curated record.